UAUUGUUGCAUUGAAUUGCGCAGCACUAGAAAUUUUCUUCUCGCUUCCGCCACACUUCCAAUGUUUACAUCUCUGCGUCAUCGACACCUAUUUCACUUUAAGUACAGAAAGUGUAACACUAGUUCAGCCACAAAAAAAAUAGACCUAGCGUGCAUGUGUACGUGCACACCGUCACUAAUGUCAUAACGUGUCCCAUAAUUGGUCAUAUGGCCGCGCAGUUGUGUGCAGUUGUGCGAGAUGAUGUGUUUGACAAAUGUUGACGAACGGGUCAGAGCUACGUUUUGUUAUUGCGUCUUUGACAAGACGGGAAUUUAUCAGUGAUAAAAGAGUGAAAUAAAGUUAAAGGUUGUACGUUAAAAGUUGCUUCGGUACGUGUGACACUGUUGGACUGAAUUAAAUAACCAAAAAGCCAAUCAAAAUCAACGGAGAUGCAAAACACUUUGAGAUUGGUUGCCUGUUUAUUAUUGCUUCUUGAUGCCGCGAGGGCUGUGGCUUCAUCCUCGUCGUCCCCGUCGCCGUUCUCUCCGAUCGUCGUCCACGCGGAAUACUUACACAAAUAUCAAGAAACCACAAAUGCCACAGUUGAAUAUGUGUUUUUGUAUCCUGCCAGCAAUGUAUCUAUGGGAACAGCGAGAAUUAAGAUAGAAAGCAACGCGACCCAUAGUUUGCCGCUGAUAAUAGUAGUGCGUCAAACAACUGGUAUUCUGUCCUGGCAGAUACCUCUGCUUGUCAACAGCGCGGAUUUAGAUACUGUGAUAUACAAUAAAACUAGUCGUACUCUGUGCUCCAACAAGUAUUACCGAUACGCACAAGAUGAUGAGGAGUAUGUUAUCGUCGGUAUCUCCACGGCCAGUCGUGAGAAUAUCUUCUUUGAGAUCAGCGUGGUGGAAGUUACAGACUUUUAUUUAAGUUCCGAAAAAGAAGUGGAGGUGCAGAUUUCUCCAUCCGAACCUAUAUAUUAUGGCUACAUCUUCUCGAAACAAUCUCAGCCAGAGGAGAACUCGUCAGUCAUCGUUCGCGUCGAAUCGGAUAACGACGUCUGCAUGACCGUCUCCGUGCAAAAUACAUCGUGUCCUGUAUUUGAUUUGGAACGAAACAUCGAGUUCUCUGGGCACUGGCAGACUGUGAGCAGAAAAGGAGGUAUUACAGUACCGAGAGAGGCUUAUCCGUUAGGGUUCUUCGUUGUACUUGUCGUCAAAGGGGAGGACACCGACUGCAAUGGGUUAUCCAGUAGUAAUCCUCUUCGUACCAAAAACGUUACAUUAAUCGUAAGCCCAACUAUCACCAAGCGGGACUACGUCGUUGCGUCGGCAUUAGCGGCGGCAAUUGUACUAGGUUUUUGCGUCUGCUAUAUAACGGCCGAAAUAGUGUUCAGUAUCAGAGAGAGCAAGAGACUCGCGACGCAAGAGCCGAUAAACGAACAAAGCCAAGAUGUUAACGAACACAUGCCGAGUCCAUCGAUGGUGGAAGAGAAGAGGUCCCCGAAUCAGUGGAAUUCUAUUGAAGAAGAUUCAUCCCUGGACGAGGACGACAUAGAUCUAAUGGAGGACGCUCUCUCCGACAAGGACGUGAUACGUACGAAGGUCAUCCUCUCGGUCUGCGAUCUCGCGCGCAAGGAGCCGAGGAUACUGCGACAUAAGUCCCGUUUAUAUUUAUAUUACCUGGCGACCGUCGCGAUAUUCUACACGCUGCCGGUCGUACAGCUGGCGGUGACGUAUCAGCGCGUGCUGCACACGACCGGGAAUCAGGACAUGUGCUACUACAACUUCCUGUGCGCCCAUCCGCUGGGCCUGGUGUCCGACUUCAAUCACGUGUUCUCGAAUUUCGGAUAUGUCAUGCUGGGCCUGCUGUUCAUAUUUCUGACUUACUCACGGGAGCGGAACGAGCCGGACAAGGAGAAAAUCAAGUGCUACGGCAUACCGCAGCAUUACGGCCUGUUCUACGCAAUGGGCACCGCGCUAAUAAUGGAAGGUAUACUGUCGGCGAGCUACCACGUGUGCCCUAGCCGUAGCAAUUUUCAAUUUGACACCAGCUUCAUGUACGUGAUCGCGGUGCUCUGCAUGAUCAAGAUUUACCAAAAUCGUCAUCCCGACAUAAACGCCCGGGCACCGGUAACGUUCGGGAUGUUGGCCGUCAUAAUAUUCGCGGGAUUGAUCGGGGUUCUGAAUGGCUCUAAAACCUUCUUGAUAAUAUUUUCCAUUCUGCAUUUACUAAUAUGCUUCUUUCUGACUGUACAAAUAUAUUACAUGGGACGAUGCAAAUUCGACAGAGGCGUUCUUAAAAGAGUAAUACAGAGGUUCAGGCACGAGGCACGCUGCGGCAUAUGGCAUCUACUGCGGCCGCUCUAUCCCGCGAGAUUCAUAAUGCUCGUAUUGGCGAAUUUAUGUAACGUCGCGCUCGCGGUGUUCGGAUACAUGUAUCAGCAAGGCAAUUUCGCUACGUUUUUACUGGCUAUACUGAUGUCCAACUUAAUUUUAUACACAUUCUUUUACAUAAUGAUGAAGCUUUGCCACAGGGAACGGAUUCUUCUCACACCCGCGAUCUACAUCUUCCUGUCCAUGCUGUUUUGGGGCGCAGCCUUGUACUUCUUCGUGCAUAAAACUAUUUCUUGGGCGCUCACACCGGCCCAGUCCCGCUUAUACAAUAAACCCUGCGCGCUAUUGAACUUUUUUGAUUCCCAUGACAUCUGGCACUUUCUUUCGGCGUUAGCUAUGUUUUACUCCUUUAUGGUAUUGCUGACCUUAGAUGACGACCUAACGGAUGUACAUCGAAGUCAAAUACCCGUUUUUUGAGGAUACUCUCCUCUAUGUAGGUUUGAGAAUUAUUGUGAGAUUUUAUAAUUUUUUUUAUAAGGUAUUCUCUCAGACAUACGUGAUGUACAGUCUACUGAAUAGUGAUUUUACAAAAAAGUUAUAUAAAUAUACAAAAGGCUUUUAGGAGAGAGAGAGAGAGAGAGAGAGUGUGUGUGUGUGUGUGUGUGUGCGCGAAUGUUUCUCGUAGUAGGAACGUGGAUAUAUUGUCUGCACCAAAGAAUGCGUGUGAUGCAUGUCGAUUAGAUCGAAUAAAUGCAUGUGAUUCUAUAAGUUGUCUGUUACAAUAAACAAAUUUUAAUUCCAGUGUCUCGACGGCACUUUUUAUGAAGAAUGUGAUACUGUUUGAAAAAGAAAAAGAAUAUAUAUGUAUAUAUCUUCCCUAAAACGUAGAGAAAAAAAAUUAGAGAAAAAAAGAUUAAUGUUUUACAUAAAAUACAUGUACAUUUUUGCGUCUGUCGUGAGAUAAUGUUAUUUAAAUGCGGCAGUUGCGCGAGCGCAUCGUUUACAAUGUCAAAGUCUCCUACAAUGUUUUCCUUCGAAAAAUAAAUAUACAUUUUAUAUUA
Messenger RNA from Wasmannia auropunctata (little fire ant), 3376 nucleotides. RefSeq names its product SID1 transmembrane family member 1-like. The record is from RefSeq and is a predicted model, not a curated record. Bases 429 to 2792 code for a protein of 787 amino acids. The transcript has 10 exons. Gene Ontology annotation, cellular component: membrane. Lineage: Eukaryota; Metazoa; Arthropoda; Insecta; Hymenoptera; Formicidae.